This is a messenger RNA of Seriola aureovittata, 3375 nucleotides long. RefSeq names its product alanyl-tRNA synthetase 2, mitochondrial (putative) (gene aars2). Bases 72 to 3167 code for a protein of 1031 amino acids. Gene Ontology annotation, cellular component: mitochondrion; cytoplasm. Gene Ontology annotation, molecular function: alanine-tRNA ligase activity; amino acid binding; aminoacyl-tRNA deacylase activity. The record is from RefSeq and is a predicted model, not a curated record. The transcript is spliced from 22 exons. Lineage: Eukaryota; Metazoa; Chordata; Actinopteri; Carangiformes; Carangidae. Gene Ontology annotation, biological process: alanyl-tRNA aminoacylation; tRNA modification.
GUGUUUAUCGAUAUAUGAUCGGAGGACUGAGCAGUCUGAACAGCAGGUGGCGGUGAAGCUCUCCCUGUUUAAUGUUCAUUACAAGAAGAAGAGGCGGUCAGAGUGCGCAUGCGCAUCAUAACCUCAUAACCAUCUGUAGUCUGACAGGGGUGACAUGGUUCGGUUUCAGUGUGUCUCCGGGUCUGUCUCAGUUUGAUCCGGUCCAGAUGUUCAGACUGCUGCUCCGGAGGCUUCGGCCUCUCAGCGGGCCGCCGGGCCUCCUCUCUGUCCGCUCAGCUCGCUCCUUCAGCGGCUGUCCUCCGGAGCUCUCCGCUGCCGGGAUCCGGAGCACCUUCCUGGACUUCUUCCGCCAGAAACACGGACAUCUGCUGGUCCCAUCGUCUCCGGUCCGGCCCCGAGGAGACCCCAGCCUGCUGUUCGUCAACGCCGGCAUGAACCAGUUCAAGCCCAUCUUCCUGGGGACGGUGGACCCCCGCAGUGACAUGGCGUCAUACCGCAGAGUGGUCAACAGUCAGAAAUGUGUCCGAGCCGGAGGCAAACACAACGACCUGGAGGACGUGGGCCGGGACGUGUACCACCACACCUUCUUCGAGAUGCUGGGAAACUGGUCAUUUGGAGACUACUUCAAGGAGGAGGCGUGCUUGAUGGCAUGGAGCCUCCUCACAGAGCAUUAUGGGAUACCUGCUGACAGACUGUACGUGUCUUACUUUGCUGGCGACGCUGCAUCAGGUCUAACAGCUGAUGAGGACACUCGACAGAUCUGGUUGGACAUCGGGGUCCCCCCCAGUCACCUCCUGCCGUUUGGCCUGAAGGAGAACUUCUGGGAGAUGGGGGACUCUGGUCCCUGUGGCCCCUGCACCGAGAUCCACUACGACCAUGUUGGGGGACGAGACGCUGCGUCGCUGGUCAACGCUGACAGUCCUGAUGUGGUGGAGAUCUGGAACCUGGUCUUCAUGCAGUACAACAGGGAGGUGGACAACAGUCUGCGGCUGCUGCCCCAGUUCAGUGUGGAUACUGGGAUGGGACUGGAGAGACUGGUGAGCGUUCUGCAGGGAAAGAGAUCAAACUACGACACGGACCUGUUCACCCCCCUGAUCCACGACAUCCACCAGAGGUCGAGGGUGGGGCCAUACAGCGGCAGGAUGGGUGCAGCGGACCAUGGGAAGGUGGACAUGGCAUACAGGGUGGUGUCGGACCACAUCCGCACUCUGUCAGUCUGCAUCGCUGACGGAGUUCAUCCAGGCAUGUCAGGAGCUGAGUUGGUCCUGAGGAGGAUUCUGCGGCGUGCGGUUCGGUUCUGUGUCGAGGUUCUUCAGGCUCCUCAGGGAGCGCUGGCUAGCUUGGUUCCUACCGUCGUCCACACCCUGGGUGACGUGUAUCCGGAGCUCCACAGGGAGGCAGACCGGAUCAUGGACGUCAUCAAUGAGAACGAGGAUCACUUCCUGUCUUCUCUGCAGCAGGGCAGCAGGCUGAUCCACCGCACGCUCAACAAGAUGGACUACAAACAUGGAGUCUUCCCUGCAUCGGUGGCCUGGUCUCUACACAGGGACCUGGGUUUUCCUCUGGACCUGGUGGACCUGAUUCUGGAGGAGAAAGGAGUCCAGGUGGACCCUCAGGAACUGGACCGACUGAUCGCAGAGAACCACAAGGUGGCGUCAGGUGAGCAGUCAGGUGAGCGGUCUCAGGUGAUGUUGGACAUCCUCAGUCUGGCGGAGCUUCAGCGUCUCGCCGUCCCUCACACCGAUGACGGCCUCAAAUACCAGUACAGACUGGAUCAGGACCGCUAUAUAUUCCCAGCAUGCCGUGCGACAGUCCUGGCUCUGUACGAUGGUCAGGCUCUGGUGUCGGAGGUCACUGAGGGUCAGCGCUGUGGGGUCAUCCUGGACCAGACCUGUUUCUACUCCGAGCAGGGGGGGCAGUCACAUGACUGCGGCUACUUCACCCGUGACGGACAGCAGGACGUGCCAUUCCCCGUAGAGGAUGUGGUCCUGGCGGGGGGGUACGUGGUCCAUCAGGUGACCGCAGCUGACAGCCUAAAGACCGGGGACCAGGUCCAGCUACACCUGGACCAGGUGCACAGGUUGUCCUGUAUGGUGAAACACACGGCGACUCACAUCCUGAACUUUGCUUUGAGGACAGUUCUGGGUCCUUCAGUCCAACAGAGAGGGUCUCAUGUGUCAGCUGAUCGCCUGCGCUUUGACUUCAGUGUUAAGGGUUCUCUGAGCAUCUCUCAGCUGCAGCAGGUAGAGAAGUGUGUUAACGACAUUGUCUCAGCCAAUCAGAUCGUCCACAGCCAGGAGCUUCCUCUGCAGACAGCCAGGAGCAUCAGGGGACUGAGGACAGUGGACGAGGUCUAUCCUGACCCGGUUCGGGUGGUGUCGGUGGCGGUCCCUGUCUCUGAGCUGUUGGACGACAAUACAGACAGAGAGACGUCUGUGGAGCUCUGCUGUGGAACUCACCUGCUUCAGACCGGAGCUAUAGAGGAUCUGGUGAUUGUCUCUGAGAGACAGAUGGUGAAAGGAAUCAGUCGCAUCAUCGCUGUGACGGGACAGGAUGCCACACGGGCUCGGGAGGCGGUUCAGGUUUUGUCUCGGGAUGUGGACUCUCUCUCAGCCAGACUGACAGGCUCCGCCCCUGCCACUAUUGUCUCCGCCCAGCGUCUUGCCAAGGAUGUGGGAAUCCUCUCUGAUGCUGUAGAUAACACCCCCGUCCCUCAGUGGCAGCGCAGAGAGCUGCAGGGUCGACUUAGAGCUCUGCAGAGGACCAGUAACACCAUCGUCAGGAAGCUGGAGACCAGAGAGGCUGCAGGAAGAGCUCAGGCUCUGCUGGAGAAGAACGGCAGGAAGGAUCUUCUGGUGGACUCGGUGGAGACAGACUCUCUGUCGGUUGUGAUGAAGACGGUGAACCAGCUGAGCUCCUUCUCUCCUCUCAGCCAUGUGAUGCUGCUCGCUCACCAGAGGCAUUCUGGGAAGGUUCUGUGUGCCUGCCAGGUUCCCAAGGACUCAACGUCUCUCCCGGCCUCUGAUUGGGCGGUUGCGGUGUGCCGUCACCUCAGGGGGAGCGCCGGGGGCUCAACGCUGGUUGCCAAGGGAACAGGGAGUAGCAAUGACAUCACCGAGGCUCUGAGAUGGGCAGAGGAGUUCGCCCGCCAGAACAUGCAGCGAUGACCUCAUGAAAAGAGAUGACAUCAUAGUGAUCUCACAGCACCUCCUAGCGGAGGCCACAACAUGCUGUACAGGUUACUCUAAGCCCCGCCCCCAGCUGCAGCUAGCAUCCCCUCAUUGGAUGGCAGGCUCAAGUGUGAAGGUUCAUUCUUUUAAACGGAUAUCUUGAACAUUUCUUUGUUUUAAAAGAAAUAAAAACAUCUCAGAUUGA